AUGCUAGCCAACUUCACUGCGGCUGGAGACAUGUCAGUAUCCGUACCCGAGACUGAUACUGCUCAAAAUGCCAGCGAUGGGAGCCCAAAUCAAGACGAGGCCAGCCCUUCGCUGCAAUCUGACGACGCUGGGUUGGCUCACCCUCGAGCGGGUCAACUCAGAAGACUCGCAACUGGGAACUCGGCUCAUUUCUACGGAGGGACAAGUCUCUUCAACAUCUUUGUUUCAGACAAGGAGAUUCAAUCCACACCGCGCACAGAUUGGUCAACAUCAACAGCAGUACCAGGCAGUGCUGCCGACAUAAACAACCCCGGGGCGAGUCCACAUGACGGCGUUUAUCAAUAUGCGCCACAUGACGAUGUGUCACAACGUCUCAUGGCAUCCUUCUUCAGGGAACAGUACUCGUAUAACAUGUAUGUUUACCGGGAGUAUUUCCUUAGGGACUACGACAUCGGCACUGGUCGCUAUUACUCCGACUUGCUUCUCUUCGCAAUCUGCGCAAUGGGAUCACUUGUAACCGGAGACCCUGCCGAUCUGCAACUAUUUCAAGUGUUUUCUACCCAAGCCCAGCAGCUAUUAUACCCUUCUCUAGACAGACCAGAUCUCACUAGUCUGCAGGCUCUUUUGAUCUUGGGUCAAUGUGAGAUUGGCCGGGGUUGUGCCUCCAAGGGUUGGCUGUUCUGUGGAAUGGCAUUCCGCUUAGCUCACGAGAUGGGCCUGCAUCUGGAUCCCAACAACUGGUCUGGUACUUCCGAACCCGAUGUUGACCGAGAAAUCUUGCGUCGUGUGUACUGGGCCGCGUUCAUCAUUGACAAACAACUGAGUUUGUAUUUCGGUCGUCCGCCCGCACUUUACUUGUACGAGUCGGAUGUCAGGAACACGGUUAGACUGCCCUAUCCGCCCGAUUGGGAGGGGUUACUGGAUACAUACAUCGCACCGGGGAUGUCCAUCAGCGCCUUCGAGGACGGCAUAGCUCUUGUUGGGGCUCUCAUACAUCAAGCAGAGCUAUCGAAGAUUCAACACAAGAUCAUUACUGAGCUGUUUGAGAAUCGCCGUUCGCAGGCACAUAAUGCCACCACAGCAGCAACAGUCCAGAAACUCCACGUCUCUCUGACGAAGUGGCUGGCCAGUUUGCCUGGGAAGCUCUACUGGAAUCAAUGGACAGUGGGAAAGAUUCCAGCUUGCGUCCUCCACCUCCAGUGA
This is a messenger RNA of Colletotrichum karsti, 1203 nucleotides long. Its product is annotated as transcription factor. The record is from RefSeq and is a predicted model, not a curated record. Gene Ontology annotation, molecular function: DNA binding; zinc ion binding. The transcript has a single exon. Gene Ontology annotation, biological process: DNA-templated transcription. The coding region runs from base 1 to 1203 and encodes 400 amino acids. NCBI's taxonomy places the organism in Eukaryota, Fungi, Ascomycota, Sordariomycetes, Glomerellales, Glomerellaceae.